AUAAGGAAGGCGGCUGUUGCUGCGCGCGGACACACCGAGCCGCGAGCUGGGGACGACGGCUCCCGAGACGCGCGCGACCACCUUCCAUCGCGUCCACCUGCGGGACCGGCUCACCGAGCACCACAUCCCGGGAAGAACUUUUUCCUUACAAUCUCUGGAAUAACAAACAGAGAACAUUUAUUUAAAAAAAAUGAGUUUCUGCUCGAAAUCCGAAGAGGAGCGCGGGACGUGUCUUUUUGGAACAAUGUGAGAAAAUACUGUCGGUGGACACCGUGGAGCUUUUUAAACCCACUUUACGCACCGGGACCGUACGGACCGCCACAGCAGCGGGCAGAUAGCGGCGUUGCGUGGACUCCGGAUGCGCCUUUGACCACUGACGGAGCAUCCGAGGGACCGCUAACUUACUCAGGUGCUUGUGAAUCUCUGGGUGGACUGAUGCAGCCAUGGGCCCAUCGCUGGAUCUUUGAAAGCAACCCGCGUCCUUAUCCUCUCCUCCCUCCCCCUGCAUCGCUUCCAGCUCUGCCCCACACUGCUGCAAGACGAGCGCUCCAAAGCCAUGAAACCUUCUCCUUCCCUCCGUCCACGCACCAUGACAAGCCUUGAUUUGAGGAAUCCUGGCCAACCACGGCGGCCCAUCCCAGUGCUGCUCUGGUUGCUCCUGAUGCAGGGCUGUUGCCACGCAGCCCCCUCAGGCCCAGAGUCUGACUCCUGCUCCACGUUAGUCCAGAGCCGCUUUUUUGGCUACUUCCUGUCAUCAUCUGUGUUCUCCACCAUGCCUUGCUCCUGGACCCUGCAGAACCCUGACCCGCGGCGCUACACUAUCUUCAUUAAGGUGACAAAACCCACAGAGGACUGCGUGCCGUCCCAGCUCCGCACCUUUCAGUACGAGUCCUUCCUGGAGACCACGCGCACCUACCUGGGCAUGGAGAGCUUCGACGAGGUGGUGAGACUGUGCGACUCCUCUGCCCCGGUGGCCUUCCUGGAGGCAGGGAAGCAGUUCCUCCAAAUGAGGAAGGGACCCCCUCGGGCGGGUGCGCCCGUUCCGGAUGGCAAUGGGGAUUUCAAAACUGAGUACCUGGUGGUGGGAAAGCGCAACCCCAGCAUGGCGGCCUGUCAGAUGCUGUGCCAGUGGCUGGAGGACUGUCUGACCUCCAGCACUUCCAACCGGCCAUGUGGAAUCAUGCAGACUCCAUGUUUGUGCUGGGAGCCCCCGCCUCAGCUCAGCCAGGGAGAUAGCUGUUAUCACAAUGGAGUUUACCUGGAAAACUGUUUACCCAGCGUGAAAGAGGAGGGGGGGAACUUUGAGAUAAAUGGGGGCUGGAGUGUGUGGGGUCAGUGGGCGCAGUGCAGCAGCCAGUGCGGAGGAGGGAUUCAAACCCGCACCCGGACAUGCCAGUCGCCGGCGGAGGAGUCGUACGUGUGUGAGGGGGUGUUGGAGGAGGGCCGGCCCUGCAACUCCCAGCCCUGCAACACCGGCAACGGUCGCCAUCUCUCCCGCAGCCAAUCGCUUCGCUCAGUGGACAGCCGCAAGCGUGAGGACGUAGACAAGGCGCGCAGUGGACCGCAGAGCCCUCAGACAGUAGACUCAGCUUCAGGUGAGGAGUGGUCAGCGUGGAGUGUGUGUUCUGCCACGUGUGGGGAGGGCUGGCAGAGUCGCACUCGUUUCUGUGUGUCCUCCUCCUACAGCACCCAGUGUAGUGGGCCACUGCGCGAGCAGAGACCUUGCAACAACUCUGCCGUUUGUCCAGUGCACGGCGCUUGGGACGAGUGGUCGCCAUGGAGCCUGUGUUCGUCGACCUGUGGCCGAGGUUUCAGGGCCCGAACAAGAACCUGCGCUCCCCCACAGUUUGGGGGAGAUGCCUGCGACGGCCCAGCGCAACAGACCAAAUUCUGCAACAUAGCUGUGUGUCCAGUGGAUGGCGUGUGGAACGAGUGGUCCGGCUGGAGCUCCUGCUCCGCCUCCUGCUCCAACGGGACCACGCAGAGAACCAGGGAGUGUAACGGCCCCUCGUACGGAGGCUCCGAGUGCAGGGGGGAGUGGCUGGAGACGGUGGACUGCUUCCUCGGGGAGUGUCCGGUGGAGGGCAAGUGGCAGCCGUGGUCGCUGUGGUCUGGCUGCUCUAAAACCUGCGGCGGGGGGAGCCAGCAGAGGAACAGGAUUUGUUACGGGCCCUUCUUUGGAGGCCAGGCCUGUCCUGGAGAGCGAGAGGAGGUCCGCAGCUGUAAUGAAAAGAGAUGCCCAGAACCUCAUGAAAUAUGCGGCGAGGACAACUUCUCCAACGUGGUGUGGAAGAUGACUCCAGCGGGGGACACAGCUGCCGUGCGCUGCCCUCCCAACGCCGUGGGGCUCAUUCUGCGCCGCUGCACCCUGGAUGAAGAGGGCCUCGCCUACUGGGAGAAUCCCACCUACAUGAAGUGCAUCUCCAACGACUAUCGUAGUAUACAAACCUCGACCCGGGAGCACCUGUCCAAAGCCCAGCGUGGCCUGGUGGGAGAUGGCGUUUCAGACGUGAUGAACAAGCUGAAGGUGACAUCCAGCGACGGGACCAGCUACAGCGGGGAUCUCCUGGCCAUCGUGGACGUGCUGAAGAACAUGACGGAGAUCUUCAGGAGGGCCUACUACAGUCCCAGCAGUGCCGACAUGAGGAACUUUGUGCAGUCAGUCAGCAAUCUGCUGAUGGAGGAGAACCGGGAGAGAUGGGAGGAAGCCCAACUGCUGGGCCCGAACAUCAAAGAGCUGUUCCGUCUGUUGGAGGACUUUGUGGAUGUCAUCGGCCUGAGGAUGAAAGACUUUCAGGACAUGUAUGAAGUCACCGAUAACCUAGUUUUGAGCGUCCACAAGCGUCCGGUGGUGGGGCACGCAGACAUCAGCUUCCCCAUGAAGGGCUGGAGGGGCAUGGUGGACUGGGCCCGCAGCUCCGAGGACAGAGUCACCAUCCCCAAGAACAUCCUGUCAACUGGCAAGCCAGACGCAGACGAGUCCUCGACGUUUGUGACCGGCAUCGUCUUGUUCAGGAACCUGGGCAGCAUUCUGACUCUUCAGAGGUGAGGCUGCUCACUGCUUCACACACACAGCUCCACAGUGCUAUGGAGUAGUUGUUGGUUCCCAGUGGAGCAGCGAGCCCACUGCAGCUCGGACUGCUCGGUGGAGGCCCCGACGGAGGCCCCGACGGAGGCCCCGACGGAGGCCCCGACGGAGGCCCUGACGGAGGCCCCGCUCCUGUCAAAGUCUUUACACACACUUCAGCAGCACGCGGCGAUGCGUCCAGCGGUCCUAUCGGCCGUGGGGUGGAUGAGGACGCGGAGAUCAUCCGUUCAGUCAUUCUGUGAUUCUCCUCCUUUUAUUUUCCAGAACAUGGAUAAGACACAGCUGCCGUCCGUGACGCUGAUCGUGGGCUGCGGAGUGUCGUCGCUUACCUUGUUGCUGCUCAUCAUCAUCUAUGUGUCGGUGUGGAGAUACAUUCGGUCUGAGCGCUCAGUCAUCCUCAUUAACUUCUGCCUUUCCAUCAUCUCCUCUAAUGCUCUCAUCCUCAUCGGACAGACUCAGACACGCAAUAAGGUCUUGUGCACCCUGAUCGCCGCAUUCCUCCAUUUCUUCUUCCUGUCCUCGUUCUGCUGGGUUCUGACGGAGGCCUGGCAGUCGUACAUGGCGGUGACGGGUCGCCUCAGGAACCGCAUCAUACGCAAGCGCUUCCUGUGUCUCGGCUGGGGUCUCCCUGCACUGGUGGUGGCCAUCUCAGUGGGAUUCACCAAGGCCAAGGGAUACGGAACACCAAGCUACUGCUGGCUGUCUCUGGAAGGAGGUCUUCUGUAUGCAUUUGUUGGACCCGCUGCGGCUGUUGUCUUGGUUAACAUGGUUAUUGGGAUUCUCGUUUUUAACAAACUGGUGUCCAAAGACGGCAUAACAGAUAUGAAACUAAAGGAGAGGGCGGGUCAGAUGACAGUGCCACUGUACAAUAUGACGCUCAAAUGUGCCAAGUGCGGAGUUAUCUCUUCGGCUGACGUUUCCACCACAGCUACCAGUAACGCCAUGGCGUCACUGUGGAGCUCCUGCGUGGUUUUGCCCCUGCUGGCUCUCACCUGGAUGUCAGCCGUCCUGGCCAUCACCGACCGGCGCUCUGCACUCUUCCAGAUCCUCUUCGCUGUGUUUGACUCGCUGGAGGGCUUCGUCAUCGUCAUGGUGCACUGCAUCCUGCGCAGAGAGGUUCAGGAGGCGGUGAAGUGCCGCGUGGUGGAUCGCCAGGAGGACGCCAAUGGAGAUUCAGGAGGAUCUUUCCAGAAUGGCCACGCUCAGCUCAUGACUGACUUUGAGAAAGAUGUGGACAUAGCCUGCAGAUCAGGCACUAUGAAGCGCUCCUCUCUCCAGGGAGAGGAGAAGGCCUCGUCCGGGACCCUCACCCUUCAGAAGGGUUCCAACUUUAACACCAUGCCGGCCAGCAUGGCGAAGGUUCACCUCCAGAAUGUGUCAGACUACACCAGCCACACUCUGACUCUGCGCAGGGAGAAGGGCCCUGCCAAGGGAAUCAGCACAGAGCUGCCGGGCGCCAAAUCCAUCUACAUCUGCGAUGGCGAGCUCUUCAAGCAGCUGGAUGGAGAGCUGCCCCGAGGAAAUGGCGAGGGCAGCAGCUCCGAGGGCACCGGCAAAUGCCCGGGCUACGUCAUCCUACCGACCAACAGCACAGGCACCCUGAAGCCGGCCAAGGCCAAAGAGGAGCCCACGGCCAAGUACAACAUCGGCAUUGAGCAGCUGCCUCAGACCAGGCUCAUUCACCUGGCCAACCCCGCCAACGGAGAGCCCGCGCCCGGCUUCGGCCUCAAGAGCCUCCCUGCCGAACAGAUCAGCGUGUCGUGCUCCGACAGAGACUCACCUGCUCACAAUGCCCACAACAUGCCCAGAGACUCGCAGGGAGCCAACAGCAUGUGUGACGGGCCGGAUGCCGCUAACUCCGGGGUGAUGUCCAAGAGUGAGACCGUCUCCACGCUGUCCAUGAGCUCACUGGAGAGACGAAAAUCACGCUAUGCAGAGCUUGACUUUGAGAAGAUUAUGCACACCCGGAAACGCCACCAGGACAUGUUUCAGGACCUGAACAGGAAGAUUCACAGUGCAGACAAGGAUAGAGAAUCUCCACCUGUUGACGCCAAAGCUGCCAAAAGAUGGAGUGUGUCCUCUGCCAGCAGCGACAAGACCAACCUGAGUGACAAGCAGCAGACCCCCAGUAAGAGAGCGUGGGAGGGCAUCAGGAAGACCCAUUCCCCCCCUUCCUGGGUGAGGAAGGACCUGGAGACCGUGGCGGCGUCCCCUCUGGAGCUGCAGACAGUGGAGUGGGAGAAGACCAGUGCCACCAUUCCUCUGGUGGGCCAGGAGAUCAUGGACCUUCAGACGGAGGUGUGACCGAGAUCCCCAAAACACACCCACAACUUGCUUCUUCUUCCAAUCCUCUCAGACGAACAACCACACACACUGCCCUGCUCUGGAUAUCCACCCAAGCCCCCUGCGACCACAUGAGGGGGAGAGAAAUCUAUUCAACCAAGUCCCGAGAGGCCGAGGGUCUUUCUAUGAUGUUCCAUGUGAUGUUUGGACAGAGUGUCUGUCUACUAAAUACCGGUCAUCUGGUCUCAGACACCUAGUGACUCAGAUUGUCAUGGUAGCAGAUUCAGCUACUACAUGUGCAUCACAUAGCCAUGUAUUUAGCAGACAGGCACAGGUAUUAAUGCAACGUUUACCCCGUGUGAAAUGAAAAACAGUGUAAUAACCAUGAUUUUUUCCCACUGUUGAGAGUAUCGUGUUGUCACUUUUCCGCUCUCUCUUUGUCAUGAUGGACGCUGUUGUGUACGGCUCGAGAUGCCGCUGGACUUUUUUUCUCCAACAUCAAUCUCGAAAGGGAAAAGGAAGGAACGGGGCCGACUGCCCGCCGUACACCCAUGUGGCGCUCAUUGCAGUAGCCCCGCCCCUUCAACUCACUCAAUCCUGCCUCCAUUGCCUGAUCCCCAGAGUUCCCGGCGGGGCCCCGCAGUGACAAGAGCAGGGAACGGGGCGGUGGAGGGGUACAACGUUUUUAAAAAGUCAAUGUUUCUUUGAGCCAAAAGGGCAAUUUCCUUCUCAUUGACGGACACCUCGGCAGACGGCAGAGACCGGGCCGCCGGGCCCUGUGCUGCACUGGACCCUUCACCUCAACGCCUCCAACAGGGGGACACCAUGUGCACAGCGUCCAUAUAUCCAGAAGGACGCCAUAUUCAACAAACACAUGCUGUUUGAGUCGGAACUGUGGAGAACCAUGUACAGGCAAUUCAAGGCGAUUCAAAAAAGAGAAGAAAAAGAAGACUAAAUGUAUAAAUAUAUAAAUAAAUAAAUAUGGUGAUUAAAGGUGAUGAUAGAGAGCAGUCAGUUCAUUAGAGGGAUGGUGGUUGCACACAGAAAGCACAAGGCUCAUUUGGAGUCCUGAUGUACAGCAUUGUAAUUAUUUCAACAGAGUUCUACAGAAUGGAUUUUAGCCUAUAAAUAUCUUUCUUACUGUGCUUGGGGAUAGCUGUUAUCAUUAUUAUAAAUAUGAACAUGAUUAUUCUGAUACCGAUCCUCCCUUUCCCUCCUUGUACUUUCAGGGUACUGGACUAAACAAGUGUUCUGUAUCGCUAUGUAACAGUGUGUGUUUUGAUAUAACCGCCAGUCACCUUCUCAAAUCUGUAUUUGUUGAAACCCUGACCUCUGACCUCUGACCCACUGAUCUGCUCCCCCAUCCCGCCACACACAGAUACCCCUCCCACUUCCCCCCUCUCCACUUUUUAAUUUACUGGGGUCGCCUCUUUGUUAAUGUACAGUUUUCAGAGCACAAAAUGAAUGUGUCUUAUUUCUAAUAAAAGCAUAUCUAUAUAAUAAAAUAA
Messenger RNA from Gasterosteus aculeatus aculeatus (three-spined stickleback), 6879 nucleotides. The record is from RefSeq and is a predicted model, not a curated record. NCBI's taxonomy places the organism in Eukaryota, Metazoa, Chordata, Actinopteri, Perciformes, Gasterosteidae.